Messenger RNA from Caenorhabditis sp. 36 PRJEB53466, 2016 nucleotides. The record is from the annotation of a GenBank genome assembly. NCBI's taxonomy places the organism in Eukaryota, Metazoa, Nematoda, Chromadorea, Rhabditida, Rhabditidae.
AUGUGGCUGCACAGUUUUCUCAUACUGUUGAGUGCCACCAACUUGACCCUCUCCUUUGUUGUCCUCCCGUACAUCCAAAUCGACUAUGCUCAUCUCAUCCGAGUAGCUCAUUGCAAGGCUAAAUGCUCAGAAAAGGUACUGUCUCCUAAUUACUCAAAUGUGAAAUUAUUCUGACAUUUCAGUAUGGAUAUCCUAAGACUCGUGACCUUCUCGACGGCACAAUCGAUGAAUACUUCUUUGUGGACACUGAAGAGUACACAAAAUGCGAGAACGGCUGCAUUCAAUUCCAGCAUCGACGUGACAUGAAACGAAGCAAUUUGACCGGUGAAACUCUUCAAGGAGCCAAAUUCUGGCUCGAAUCAAGUGCUCACUCAGGUAUCAGUCCAUUUGAAAGGAAUUAUAAAUAUGAACAGUGUUUAGGCAAAGUCGGCUCAUCUCCGAUCUCAUCUGUUGAGCUGUUGUGCCAGAUGCCGUCAGCGACACCCGAUUUGGACGAUUCGUUCGAGGUGAGAAAAGGGCUCAUGGGGUGGUGGAUAACUGCCAUUGUUUAUGUUGUGACUCAAGACGUGUCAUCGAACUAAUGGUUUUCCAAUUACAGGGACUUCUCGGUCUGUCGAAAGUUCGUCCAUCUGGUCCUGUACAAUAUGUCGUCCAGUGGAAACAAAGAACUUAUGCAUUGGGAUACUACGACGAGAGUCAAUGGAUUACUGCAUCGGUUUGUGACUUGAUUUUCAGGCACAUUCAGAAAUUUGUGUUUUCAGGUCGAGUCUGACAGCAUGAUCAAGGCGGACGGAAUGAUCCCCGGUGUCCAGUACAAGUUUCUGGUUACUGUUGUCGGACCAGCUGGCAAACUCGGAGAUACCAUUCAAAGCGAGUGGACCGAAAUCGCCAAUAAUCUUGCUGUAAAGGCUCCCGGUGCUCCGCUGAUUGUCAAAAACGGUUUCAAUUCGGAGCAAGGCGUCGUUGCCCAUCUCCAUUUUCCAAGGUAAGCGUUGUUUUUUCUAAGACCGUCCGCAAUUGUAAUAAUAGUGUCUAAUUAGCCGCAAUGAAGUGAAGCAUGUGGUCGGCAAUCCUUUAUGAGCAUUAUCCGCUGACCGUUCUCAAAUGAUCCCCUUUCCAAUCCAAUGGUCAAUUAAUCCCAUUGCAGAACGGCCUAUGACAGUUGCCAUUUCCGAGUGCAAGUCAAAAAUGCGACGAAUGCUGUUGUGACGGAUAUUCGUGUCGAUCCGACCUUCUCAAUUCUUCUCUCCCAUUUGGAGUUUGACUCUUCUUACGCAGUCACUCUUUCUGCUCUCUCGUCGGAUCAGAAAACUGCAACACCGCCAAUCUCAGUGAGGUUUAACUCAUUCCAAUGCAAACAAGUUUACGGAAAAGGAAGUCUUCAUUGCGGUACGAGUGAUCCUCUCGUGCUUUCACACUGUUACUUUACAAUUUUAGCUCCGGAACCAGUUUCAAACAUUCGUGUUGCUAUUCAAGCUAACUCGACGGCGAUGAUCACGUGGACGGCAUCCGCCGAGCCGGAGAACAUUCUGACUUAUGCUGUCACGUACCAAGCCUACCUCGGACCGUGCAACAAAGACCCAACAACUGUGUAUCUGGCGGCCCCAUCUACCAGCUACGAGAUGUCACUUCCAAGUAACAUCCAUUGCGAGUUUAUGCUCCGCAUCACGAACUAUGACGCAAUGGGUAAGUCGAGGGACCUUUCUCUUCGUUUUUCUCAAUAUUUGUUGACCUAUGGUCAGGUCUUAAAUCUCAAUUAACUUGCGCAAUGGCAAUAAGUUAUCUAUCUGUGAACCAAACGAUUGUAUUUCAGGUCGUGAAGCGUUUGCUGAGACGAGAAUAGCUGUGCUACAGGAACAACUGAUAAACGCUUCCAUCAAAAUGCCACUCAUUGCCUUGGGCAUUUCGUUUGCAUUCCUGGUGCUCGCCGUAUUUUGCUUUGCUGCCUGCCGAUGCUGCAAUAAGUGCCCUGUCAAAGUCUCGGAGAAUAAAGCAAAACUCACAGAUUACGCUUAG